UAGCAGUGUGAGGACUAGUCGAGUUCAACCAAACUGGAUUGGCGACACUCUCUGGAUUACGAUGGAGGAUUACUGGGACAUUGAAGAAGCACAACAAAGGAGUAAAACCUACUCUGAUGCCCGUAUGUCUGACCGUAACGGCCUAGGUCCUCACGUACACCUCUCAGGGCCAAAGUCGUAUCGACAGCUUCAAGACGAAAUGGUUGAGGAAUUGGGAAGAGAAGUCCGACUUGGUGAGGUUUUUAUCAAGGCACAUACAAAGCCUGAUGGUACAUAUGUUGAUCGGAAGGCAGAGAAGAUUGCUGGAACUUAUGAGAAGACUGUUCAAGAGAGGUUGUCUCAGCUCGAGGCAGAGUCUUUUGCUGUGUCGGAUGGAGAAUCACGGCCACGGGACCUCACAACAGAAGAAUAUACAUAAAUUUUC
Camelina sativa (false flax) is the source of this 424-nucleotide messenger RNA. The record is from RefSeq and is a predicted model, not a curated record. Lineage: Eukaryota; Viridiplantae; Streptophyta; Magnoliopsida; Brassicales; Brassicaceae.